Coturnix japonica (Japanese quail) is the source of this 14634-nucleotide messenger RNA. RefSeq names its product gigaxonin (gene GAN). Gene Ontology annotation, biological process: cytoskeleton organization. Gene Ontology annotation, molecular function: protein binding. Lineage: Eukaryota; Metazoa; Chordata; Aves; Galliformes; Phasianidae. The record is from RefSeq and is a predicted model, not a curated record.
CACUGAUUGAGUUGGCCGUGCAGCAUGGCGGCACCGAGCGCCGUGUCGGAUCCACAACACCCGGCGCGGUUGCUGCGGGCUCUCAGCUCGUUCCGUGAGGAGAGUCGCUUCUGUGACGCUCACUUGGUGCUGGAAGGAGAAGAGAUCCCGGUGCAGAAGAACAUCCUGGCGGCCGCCAGCCCCUACAUCAGAACGAAGUUGAAUUACAACCCUCCAAAGGAUGAUGGCUCAACGUACAAGAUUGAACUUGAAGGGAUAUCUGUUGAUAUCAUGAAAGAGAUACUAGAUUACAUCUUCAGUGGGCAGAUCAGGCUAAAUGAAGAAACUAUCCAAGAUGUGGUACAGGCAGCUGAUCUCCUGCUGCUUACAGACUUAAAAACUCUCUGCUGUGAGUUUUUAGAAGGUUGCAUAGCUGCUGAGAACUGUAUUGGUAUUCGGGACUUUGCACUGCACUAUUGUUUGCAUCAUGUUCACUACCUUGCCUCAGAGUAUCUGGAAACUCAUUUUCGAGAUGUCAGCAGCACAGAGGAAUUCUUGGAACUGACUCCUCAAAAACUGAAAGAAGUGCUGUCGAUGGAAAAGCUCAACGUUGGAAAUGAAAGAUACGUCUUUGAAGCAGUGAUUAGGUGGAUUUCUCAUGAUUCAGAAUCAAGAAAGGUUCACAUGAAGGAUGUCAUGUCAGCAGUGUGGGUUUCAGGCUUAGAUGCGGCGUAUUUACGUGAGCAGAUGAUGAGCGAACCUCUGGUACGGGAGAUUGUGAAAGAAUGCAACAAUAUCCCACUCACGCCACCUCAGCAGGGAGAGGCCAUGCUGGCCUCAUUCAAGCCCCGCGGUUACUCGGAGUGUAUCGUGACCGUUGGUGGAGAAGAAAGAGUAUCCCGGAAACCAACCUCAGUGAUGCGGUGUAUGUGUCCUCUUUAUGAUCCCAAUAGACAGCUCUGGAUUGAACUUGCUCCUAUGAGUAUUCCAAGGAUCAAUCAUGGAGUAUUGUCAGCAGAAGGGUUUUUAUUUGUGCUCGGUGGUCAGGAUGAAAACAAGGGAACGUUGAGCUCGGGAGAGAAAUAUGAUCCAGACACCAACUCCUGGAGUUCGUUGCCACCGAUGAAUGAGGCACGACAUAAUUUUGGUGUGGUGGAGAUUGAUGGAAUUCUGUAUAUUCUGGGAGGUGAGGAUGGUGAAAGGGAACUAAUCUCUAUGGAGAGUUACGAUAUCUAUAACCGUACCUGGACCAAGCAGCCGGACUUGACCAUGGUUAGAAAGAUUGGCUGCUAUGCAGCUAUGAAGAAGAAAAUCUAUGCAAUGGGUGGAGGCUCCUAUGGGAAGCUCUUUGAGUCUGUUGAAUGUUACGACCCCAGGACUCAACAGUGGACAGCCAUCUGUCCUCUGAAAGAGAGAAGGUUUGGGGCAGUGGCCUGUGGAGUUGCCUCUGAGCUUUAUGUGUUUGGGGGGGUCAGGAGUCGUGAUGACAGCCAAGCCAGCGAGAUGGUGACGUGUAAAUCUGAAUUUUAUCAUGAUGAAUUUAAAAGGUGGAUUUAUCUAAAUGACCAGAACCUGUGUAUCCCAACGAGCUCUUCUUUCGUGUAUGGAGCUGUGCCUAUUGGAGCCAGCAUUUACGUGAUUGGAGAUCUUGAUACAGGUACGAAUUACGACUACGUUAGAGAAUUUAAGAGGAGCACAGGGACGUGGCAGCGCACCAAGCCGCUGUUCCCGUCGGACCUUCGCCGUACUGGCUGUGCAGCCUUGCGGAUUGCAAACUGCAAGCUCUUUCGACUGCAGCUCCAGCAGGGGUUAUUCCGCAUCCGCGUACCUUCCCCAUGAUCCGUGUGCUGACAGUGAGGAGACUGGAAAAGUUCUGCGCAGUCCACCAUAUGUAGCUCUAUUUAAAGGAAAAAGCUGAGAAAUUACAGCUGAAACUUACACUGUAUGCUGUGCUUUGGUAUGGUAACUGUUUUUGUUUUAAAUGCUUAAAAAGCUUGAGUCUCAGUUCUUGUUUCGGGAACAAAUAACUUACGUAAACAUUAAAAAGAAGAGAGGGGGAAAACGAGGGGGGAUCGAGGAAACGCCUUCAGUCGUAACCAUUUGGACUUUACAGUGUGGGAUUGAAGGAGAUCAGCUCUGUCUGGAACUGGUGGGAACUGGUAUUCCUAUGGUGAAGUUUAUUGGAAAGAGAGAAAGAUUUAAGGUGCGUUUCCCUUGGGGGGGAACCGAUAAGAAUAAAUGCGCUAUCUUGGACCAGAUAGCUCUAAUAUGCAGAAGCUCUAUGAAAACCAACCUCCCUGGUGUACUGCAAAGACUGCUGCUUGACUGUGAUGCCGCAGGAGGCGUUGGUUGUUGCACCUUUCACUUCUAGUCCUUCCUUAAAGCUAAGGUCUGUGCCUAAAAAUGGUGGUGGUGUGUACAUACGUUUUUUCAUUCAUUUGCAAUGUUUUCAUUCCUAAAAAUAUUUUUAAUAUAUUUUAAAUGGACUAAUCUAAAAUGGAUGCAGUAUACUACAGAGAAGUAAACUGUGCUGGUUUAUUUUAUGCUGACAUUUGGAUAGCCUGAUGGACUGGUAUAUAGGUGGGUGGCAUGUGUUUCUGCAUGGGGUUUUAGAGGUCAUUUCCUUGCAGUCAGAGGAAAUGGUUUUUUGGAAUGGUUUGGGACAAUUGCUGCUCUCAGUAAAAGACAGCAACAAGUAAAGAGAGUAGGUUGUGUUCCUUCUUACUUCGAGGUGCUUGAAAACUAGGAGGAUGUUGGGGUUUUUUUUUGUUUAUUUUAUGUCUGAGGGUUAUGGAAAGAAACAUUUUAUCUCUGGAGCAAAGACAGAAUAUGGUAAGAAUACGUUUGUUUCACAGAUAUCAGAUUUUUGGAUUAUCACCUGCAGGAAAUUUGUACGGCUGUUUUAAACUGGGAUCAAAAGUUGGUUUGCUAAUGAUUUCCAUGCUAGGGCACAGAGUCUUGUUUACUGCUGUUUGUCUUUGAGAGCUGGGCUGUGGUUAUAGUGAGGAAUUCAGUAUCUGGCAUUUUAUUUCCUGUUGAGUCGUGUUCAUGUCAGCUGUGAUGUUCGACUGACUUCUGUUCUUGGUAGAGAUGGGCUGGUAGGACACUUUACCUCACUUCUUGAUUUCGCUGUUGUUUGUGAUGGGUGGGAUGUAACCUGUGGUUAUUUAGAAGUUAUUUAAAAGGAAUAAAAUGAGAGAGGUAGAAAUAGAAAUGAGGCCUCCUGCCCUUCAACAAAAGAGAUUUUGUAUAAUCAGUAUUAUAACUAAGUACAGUACUUUCCACGCUGCAACUUCAUGGACCUCAGACAAGCCAAUCUCUGCCCUCGGUUGUGUUAGCAUCAACCUUUGUCAUAGUUACUGAACCUUCUUAGAUCUGCUGCAAUGCAAUCCUGAACCAGAGUUGUAUUCAACUAAACAUUCCCCAAGGAGGUGUUCUGAAACUUGCUGUUGCUCAGUCCUUCCACAGUGCUGAUGCGUAGUGGGAAUUACUCGGAUUCUGAGAAAAGGGGUGGGGAAAAAAAGGCCACAAAAGAGGGCAGCAGUCGAUCCAUUAGCCGUUAUUUAUUUAUUCUUAUUUCUUACAGUGCUGAAUUGCUGCGAAACUUGAACUAUUGACAUCAAUUUUCUGACCUCUCUUAGUCGGCGUAUUAAAAAGUUUAUAUAAUAUUUAUGCAUUGCGGUAAACUUGAUGCGUGUGUAUAUAUGUGUCUUUAGGUUUAAAAUUUAUAUAUAAUGCUUUACUACGGAAAUGUGAACCACUAUUUCCAUCUUCAGCCAUCUUGUGAAAUAAAUCAAGCACUGUUGGCUCAUCUAUAAAACCUCCCCUUUUCAGAAAUUUCAUGUUAAUUUUGACUCUUAGACAAAGUGCUGAGAUCCUGCAUUCAAAAGUGAUGAGACUGAAUGUUUCUAAGUAUCUGAACUUUGUCUUCUAAGUGCUUGGAAAACUCUCAGAUCCUGUAUGCAGACUAUUGCAGGCUGCUAUCUCCUGAGUCCCUGUAGCUCCCCAGUACACUUGAGGGCAUUUAGUGUCCAGAAGGCCUAAGUAAUAAAUGCACAUAAUUAAUCCAAAUCACGUAUACAUUAGCAGUGUUUUGCAGUUAAAGAUAUUAAACGGAUGUUUACAGUUAAAGUAGAAUUAACAGUAGGUAUUCUUACGUGUUUUGUUGUUGUUUUUUUUUUAAGGGCAAGUAAAGCAAGCAGUUCUGCUCCAACCGAAGUGUAUUGCAAAUGUGCUCAGUUAGAUUUGGCCAAGAAACUUAAGCCUCUUCACCUGAAGCAGUUAACAGUUGGUCAGGGACCAGCCCUCUGCCAACACCUGUACCUUGAGUUUCAGGUACGUUCUCAAGGCAGAAAUGUAGGUGCUCCUGAGAUCUCAACAUCGUCUUUGUUGGCCUCACCUGAAGAUGUUUGUGUUGUGGUUUUGUGUUAUGUUAGUGAGCGGCUCCUGGAGAGCUGCUGGGUGCAGGGGAAGGUGGGAGGUGUCAGUUGGGGUCUGUCUGCAUGAUGAGUGACCAGUGCCUCUCUGGGAAUGUGAAAUUCCACUCCAGGCUGGAGCUGGGCCUGGAAGACAAGGCCCUGCUUUCCAAGAGAGAGCCCUGCUGUACUGCUAAUGGUGUGUGAGAUGGAUGGCUGGUCUCCGUGCAAGGUGGUUGUCUUGAUAGGGAGGAUUUGAUUCCAGAGGUGCUGAAUGGAAGGCACUGACCAGCUUCCUGAGUUAUAGGGUUGAAUUGGGUUCACUGGUAGGUGCUGUCUCGCAGCUCCCCUUGCUGCCCUGGCAUCUGCCUCCCCCUGCACGGGAUGACCAAACCACGCCUGAAGCAGCUCCUGCAUUUUUUCAGCUUCCAAUCCAGGAGUUUUCGAAUAUCUGUCAGUUUAGUAACUAUUGAAGUUGUCCUUGCUUGGCAUGGUGCUCUUGAUAGCCAGUCCAGCUCAGUUCCUUCCAGCUUGAAUCAGCCUUCAUAAAUCCAGCUGGUUCCCCCACAGGUAACUUGUUGAGUGUGAGCUGCCUGUGCACUGUGCUGCUUUCUAGGGAUCAGGGCAGCAGGCAGCUGUAGUGCCAAGGUUCCUGAGGCCAGGAUCUGUGUCCCAGAAGUGCCACAGAUGCAAUGCUCACACUGCGGGUUUGGGGUGGCCAUAUCCUGGGCUGAACCCUGCACGGUCCUGCACAUCCUGCUGGUGUGGCCUUUCCUCCUCGCUGUGAUGGGAUUGGACAAACUGGUAUGGAGUGGAAACUGCAGAAGACAGGAAUCAUGGUGAUGGGUUCUUUCUUUUACCCCUCACUCCAACUUCUACCGCAGUCCCCUCCCGAAAAGUCUUUUAUUCUUUUUCCCAUGUAUAAGAGAUUGUUUUUGGAAAGCACAACUCCUGGCCUGGUCCCUGUUCCUCCCCUGUCCUGUGUGGGAUGCUCUCCAGAGGGGCCAGCCCUGGGGUUCCAACUCUCGUCCUCUUCCUAAGCUGAAAAAGGGACGUCCUGUGUAGGGCCUUGUGUUCAGCGGUACUGCAGCAAGGUCUGCACAUCUUUAGAUAAUUCAUCAGCUGUUCCUCAAGUUUUCUUUGUUGUGGAAAUGAUGUAUCAACUCGACUGCUUGGGUCAAGUGGCUUUCAGUAGCUUUGACAGUGCCUCAUCUUUCAAUUAAACUCAAUGUGAGGUUACAUGAUAGGCAAACUUAACCAAGCCAGCUCAAUGGUGAGUGCAGGCAGGCUUGCAUCUCUUGUGUUUGACAGCACAGGACUUGAGUGUCACAGCAUCUGCCUUCUGAGUCAGACUGCUUGCAGAAGGCACAAGUGUUUCCAUCAGAGCUCCCAAGUGCCUGGCUUCCUUACCAACUCUCCUUCCAGAGAACAUCAGGCAGCUUAAUUCAUUUUUUUUUUGUGCAGUAUUUUUUGUGCCUGCAUGACUCGGUAAAUGCAGAACAAAAAGUGAGGGAUAUAGGGGCUGUUUUCCCUGCUUUGGCUGCAGCAUCUCCGGUGAGCUCAGUAACAGCAGUGUCUGUACUGCCUGCCUGGCUGUUGGUGAUGCACGUUUGCCAUGCCAAGCGCAGGAUGCAAUAACAAACAGUAGUUGUUACAAGUGCCAAACUUCUGUUUCCUCUGUAUGUAGCAGUAAUUCAACUCUUCUGUUAUAUACGGAGGUGCUGAAAACUCACUGUGCUCCACAAGAGAGUAGCAAUUCUUUUCUUUUUUUUUAACGAAUGUUACUCAAAACACUAAAUCUUUAUUUUUUUUAAUACUGUUUCUCAGUUUAGUGUUUUUCUCCUCACAGCUGCCUUCAGCCAUCACUCCGUGUGGUGCAUGAGGACACUGCUCUCUAUUAGAGCACCAGUGCCAUGCAAGUGCAUCAUAAAUGGCAGCUGACGAUAGGUAAUAAUAAAGUUAGAAAUACUUGGAUGAAGUACAAUUCAUUUGAGUUAAUCUCAUCUGCAGGAGGAAGGGUGUCUCUGGAGCUGUGUGGAUAUGGCCAAGGACACGGGCGUAUCUAAGAUUAUAACUAAGGAGUGAUUUUGUGCUGCUCAGUGAUGCCUUUGGAAGACUUCUAUUUGGAGUAGGGUAUGGAUCCUUUCUGCAAUAAGCAUCAAGGUUUUAGGGUUUGUGUUCUUGUUGCUCCUUGGAGUAGUUAAACAGCCUUUUCAGAGUGUGCUGUUAAUUAUGUGCAUACUUGUUUUUUGAGGCAGAGGCUACUUAUUCGGUGUUAACUUAGAGUACUUCCCUGCUGAGGACUGAGCUGGGGCCUGCGCUGCAGUCACUGGUGCUGUGGUGUUUGAUGUUUGCUGUCUGCUGUUCUUGUUUGUUAUUGGAGCCUAGAGCUGGGUUGGGUGGCACGCUGCUUUGGAAAGAAAAGGAAGGAGAGUUGUCUGAAGGUGGAGAAGCUGGGCCAGUGAAGUUGACUGGGACAUAUCAGUGUGCAGCCAGCGAGAUAUGGGUGAAGCACUGCUAUGAAGAUGACAUCUGUGUGCCCUGAAUGUUAUGGAUAGGUCACCGUAUGGUUUGGUUCUUUCUUUUUACAUUUAUUCCAAUGGGAGGAAUUGCAACCAGGCUUUAAAGCAGCAACUCCAGUCAGCUUUGUCCUGUAAGACACUGCAGCCUGACCAUGGCUGUGCUCCGGUAACCAGUUUUCUCAGUUCCUCGUUAACAGAUAACCUGAAACAAUGCAUUAAAACCAUUCUAAGUGCCUAAUGAAUCGGAUGAGCAUCUGCUAGAAGGUGUUAAUGGUAAUGGGGGCAUCAAACAAUAACCUGCUGCCAACAGCUGAUUGCGCUGUACAGUGAUACAGAAUCUUAAAGGAUUCUUUAAAAUAGCUUAUUCUGGGUAGCGGCUCCAUUGUUCCAGAGAUUAUCAUCUGUGUGUCAGACUUGUUUCGGAGGAGCUUCUGAAGGUUAUUGGAAAUAAUGCCUUGAAAAAUGAGCUGGAAGGCUGGAACUUCUCAGUGCAGACAGUUAAACCUCGCUGCUGCCCAGUAUUUGUGCAGGAUUUGCGUGUGGCUGAUGCACACCUGCCCAGCACAUCAGUAAAUGAACUUCUCAAUGCCAUUGCCAACCUGUGCCCUUGAAUUUUUGUAAUGAAAUGAGACUGUACCAUACGCUCGUCUAAGCUGAUGGAUUUGAUUACAGUGAUAGACAGAAGCAUCCCUGCCGUAAGUAACAUCUAUUAUGUUGCUGAUAAAAGUCAAAGAUGUAAUUUUUGUAAUGCUCGGUGCUUUUGAAUCACCACAUGUUGCCCUUAGUUUUUCUUUGCCUUUCUUUUUUCCUGUCUUUUCACUUGCUGCCACGAUGUCCUCUGGUUUUGUCAAGGGCGAGUUUCUUCUCUCCGUACUCCUAGCCCCAGUCACAACCCAAGGGAUGUCAUAAAGGCGGGCUGUACUGCAGGCUGCCUUUACAGACAUCAUUCCUGCCUGUCUGAAUUGUGUCUAUGCGCUGCCACCUGCGUGCAUUUCAGAACAGAAAACAAAAGCACUGUGGAACAAAAUUGCACUCGAUUAAAAAGCAAGAGCCACUUUGGAAAGCCUUCUUUUUUUGCAUGGGAUGGGCAGUAUGCUCUAAAGACUUAUCACUGUGACUCUUCUUGGUUUUCUCAGCUUAAUGAUCUCACAUGCUACAGCUUCAGCCUGGCAGCAUCUGUUCAAUUAAUUUAUGUAUGAAAACAGGAAAGCGUUAUCAUCUGUCACGUGUUUCACCAUUUCUUAAAAAGCCAAGUCUGUUUUGAUCUUGGAAUCAGUGGGACAGUACAGCAGAGGGUAUGGCAGGGUGGUUGUGUCGAACAGCCAUUCCCUGAAGCUAUGUGUAAGUUCUGUUCUGAUAGGAAGCCAAGGAGUAGCCCCGCAAGUGGCGCUUUCUCAUAAACUCUUUGAGAACUGGUCUUAAAUUGCUCCAAAGAACUCUUCAGGAUCUCUCACAGUGGCUGUUCAAGCUUCUGUUUGCAUGGGCAAGCACCUGCUGAGCUAAUUUGGAGCAUUUCUUUCCCCUCUCUGGCUCCUCAAACCUCAUGUUUUGCUUCUCACAGUUGAAGCUUUCUGUAUUUAAGGGUUGGAGGUGACAUUUUGCAAUUUCAGUCAGUACCUCAGUUUAGUUGAUUUAAACAGCGAGCUGUGUUCUUGUGGACAUCUGGGGUAGCAUUAAUACUGCAUGGUAAGCAGUGAGGAAAACAAACAAUAAAACAGCAAGAUUCUUUUUUUAAUUGUGCACAGCAUUAGCUGUUCUCAGCCGAUGGGACAAGAGGCUCUUUGUGGCACAGAGCUGGGGUGGUGCUGCCCAAUGCUGCCUCUGGUGCUGGGAAGCGAUGCUGGGAUGUGGCAGACCUGGUGCCCAGCUGAAGCCUUAACCCAAAACACGUGUGUUCCUGUGCCUGCCCUGCGGUGCAGUUCUGCUUUCUGGCCUCGGUUGUUUUGUCUUUCUGUCUCACUAACAUGGCUUUGAUUUCACCCUUGUCCCAAAUUUCCAUCCGAGUCCAUUGCUUUUGCUGCUGAUCACUCAAAUGCUUCUGUGGGUCAGAGAAAAGCUCUGCACAAACUCAGUGUCGCCGUGUGCUGCUUUUUGCACAUCUUGGUGUCUUUUGAGGACUGCGCUCAGUGUUGGUGGGGAUUGUGCUUAACAGAUGAUGAAAUGGCUUUUCAUCAAGCUGGUGCUGUCUGCAGGUUGAACAUCACCUGAGCUGCUGUGAGCAACCCUUGAUGUGGAUCACAUGUAUCACACCCUGCGCACCCUGUUCCUUCGGGCUGACUUUUACCUUUGGUCCAUGGGGGGAAGCCCCCAUUCCCAGCUACCUCAUUUUUUUGUUCCUGCACUUUGUCAUAUCUUUCUUUUUUUUACAUUGCGUUUUGUCCUUCAAUGAAAACCUGGAACCAAACAUAAAGAAGCAGAGCUGAGUGAUGCCGUUGUCCAAGGACAGUUUACUUUAAUUUCAUUUUAAAUGCAUGUUUCUGUAACGAAGAGACCAAGGUUGACCUGCAGCUGCUGUAUAAGUAAAUAACAAUUAUGUGACUUGAAAGCAACUAUUAUACUUGUAAAUGGGAGAAGCAAUUGAAAGUCCGACCUGGUGAUUUUUGUAAAGAGAAAACUCAAAAAUAGAGCUGUCAGCUUCUUUUUGGAUUGGGUUUUUGCCAUGCUGUGCUGAUCUGCCUCUGAGCUGGAGCCUCUGUUUUCCUAACAGAGAUUCAGGGAUUGUUCUGUAACGUCACACGUGGGUUUACAUGGAGCUUCCCAUUUACUGAUCCACAGAGGAAAACUGCCCAAGUGAACACCAAGCUGCCAUACCCGAGAUUGUAUUUUUGUCCAUUUCUUUGGGACCUUUUUUGCUUAGCUUGAAGAGUUUUAGGGGGGAAAAAAAACUUCCCCCCCCUCCACCUCCAGCCUUUUGCCUCUGUUUUGACAUAGUUUUGAAUUCAUUAUGCUGUGCUUGACUCCGUAAAGCAACAAUGUAAGCUGAUUUCAGCUUUUGUUUGUGCUGUUAUUUUUUGUGUGUAUUCAGUGCUUUCUUAACACAUAAUCGUUUUUCAUAGACAGCUUCCUAACUGUAAAAGGCCUUAUUAAUGCGAGAUGUAAUGGAAGCUUUGCCUUUCUUUCCUUUCUGUCAAGGCAGAAGGACAAAAUGCUUCACAGGAUCUCUUCCUGUAGGAAUGUUUUGUGGCAGCUCAUCCUAACACUGAGUUGAAUGUAGCAAGUAUUGUACUGAGCACACACAAAUAAGCAAAAAGACGGGGCUGUUUGUGCCUCUGACAAAUGUGCCAAUUAGAAAGCUCUGGAAUUAGCAGCUGUUGAUGUUGUGCUGGCUGUUCAAUAACUUGCAGAAUCACAAAGGUUGGGAAAGACCUCCAAGAUCCCCCAGUCCAACCAUCCACCAGUAUUUCCUCACUAACCCAUGUCUCUUAGUAAUGCAACUGAACGUUUCUUGGACACAAAUAUGAGGGUUUUUAGGCUGGAUCCCGGGAGCUGCGUGCUGCUCUGGCUGGGACACACUGACUCACAUGGCCAUGGGUGUUGGGCCAGGCCUGAGGCUGGUUUUGGUGCAAACCCAGCAGGCUGGAUGGGGUGCCCACGCUGCCCCCACAUCACAGGAAGAUGGGAAGGCUUUUAGGCUGUGUUAGCAGGGAUCCAUUGAGUUAUCUUAGCUUGCUGAAAGCUGGGAGGCUCUGGAGCCAUUCCUGCAGGGUGGAUAAGUACAGAUCUCAGUAGCCUGGGAGCGCCUGGCUCCCUGUUUUGGUUUUUUUUUUCCUUUUUCUUUUUUAAUUAAGUAAACAGAAAUGUGUAAUUGCUUCCCUCUUUGUAUACUUAGCGUUUAAUGGCCUGAAGCGGGAGCCUUGACAGCUCGAGAUUUUUCUUUUGAAGGCAGAAUUAAAACAAAGUAACAUUAUUCAGAUCAGUGCUCUGCCUUCAGAGUUUUGCUUCUGUACUUGGCUUUAUUGGGCACUAGGAAUCUUGCAGGUUUGGGCUAACAAAUUAAAAUGCACAGGUGAAUGCUGACUAAUGCAUUCAGUAAAAUUUUGUACUGUAAAAAUAUUUUUAUUCUAGCAUAGGAGAAUGAAAUAACCACCUUGAUUGAUGACUAAUGAUGCCUGUAUUCCAUGAGCCAGGCAAUAGGAGCAUGUUGGGCUGUAAUGCUGUUCCAAGCACGUUGCUGCUGCUUGUGGAGGCUCAGCCUUCUGUCAGAUCUAAGAUAUUAGUGACUGUCAGGAUGCUGUCAGCAUUUACGGCUGCCUUUUCUACAAGAAUGUGAGUGUGUUGUGGUUGAAGCUCUCACUUGUUGUUCGCCAUUGCUGGCGUGCAGUGGGACGGCUCGGUUUACUGCCAUCAUCCAGCCGUCACAAUUUGAUUUCUGUAUGAUAGAUGUUUACUAUUACAGGCUUUCUGUAUGCAUGUUUUCUGUGUGUCUUUCUGUCCUGUGUGGGAACUGAGCUUUUGCUUUUGUUUUUUGUUGUUUAUUUUUUACAUGCCUACUCCUAAAUCUUUACGUUACCUCAAAAAUGAACUCAUUGAUUGCUGAGGGCCAGGCCUUGGGAUGCUCUGACCUGAGCAUGCAGUGUCUCUUCUGCAAAAAACUGGGGGAAAAUAAGAAGUGCUCUUUGGCUUCAGUCAAACUAUGCAACAUAGAGCACCAGAGAGCGGGAUUCCUUAUGGUACAGAAGAAGCACGGCUCUUGUGUCCUUCCUAAUCCAGUCCUUGGUCCAAGGUUAGAAGAACUUGUACUAAAUGGCUGCCCAAGAAUCCUUUGUUGCAAUCAACUUGUGUUCGCUGGUUUUCCUCCUUCUCCCCUGCCUCUCUCUGUCUGGUUUGUUGGAUGUUCUGAAUUUGAAUGAUGUGGUGUCAAAGUGUACCUUCCCCCUUGUCAGUCUUGUGUUGUUGGCAGUUGGAGCUUGUCUUGUGAAUCCACCAGUGCAUUUUACCCGCUGGGUCAGUUGGGGCCACUUCACAAUGUUUGCAUCUCUUUGCUGUAGGAUUUUUGGUAUGCUGCACCCCUCUGGGUAGGUCUGACUUGCUCGUGUCCCCACAUUGUCCUGCUGUGGCUCUGGUGCUUAUAGUGACAAAGAGCUGUUAUGUCUCAAAUCCAGUUUAAGUUUUUGUUUCCACUGUUUGUGCAUGUAACUGUGCAUUAGAUUUUGCUGCUUGCGUCACCGUUCAGGGAUAAAUGCCCGUAUGGUCAGGACUGUUGAAAAUUCAUUGUUCUCCCAUUGCAUCCAUUUUCCAGUGAAGACUGUUCCUUGUGUUCCUCUUCUUCCCCCUGUUAAGUCAAUAUGUUGUUCCCCUGGUUCUGCAUCCCAUGAGUCGCUCUUCUCUCUCAGUUGUUCCUCUCUUCUCACCUCUACAUGCCUUCUUCUGAGUAGUUCACCUACACGUGUCAUUUACUCACCCUACAAUGUACUUCAUACAGCUUCUCCUUCUUAUCUCCACUUACUUUGUCUCUCUCUAAUUCAGGUUAACCUCUAUUUAUUUCACUGAUUUCCAUCUCUUCCAUAACUCGGGAGAGAAAACAGCAAAUCUCCCUUCAGACAUCUGUGUGUAUUCCCUCCCCAGCACAUACGGUGUUGAAGGGUCCAGAUCUCUCCAUCCCUAACCCCAGGCUCUUCAUAGCGCUAGGAAGUACCAAGUCUGAAGGUGGUGUUUUAUUUCUUUGGGUAACUAAGAAUACGUAGAGAUUUUCUUCUUUGGAGGUAGCCAAUGCAGUGAGCGGUUGGUCUGCGAGAAGUUUGUUAUGCUUCCAUACUCAGUAUUCUUAAUUGAGAAACAAAUUAUUUAUUUUGGGGAGGGGGAAAAAAAUGUAAAUUUUUUUGUAUUUGUACGUCAAAGUGGCCUUUAUAGGAAAAGCACAUAAAAUAUUUAGAUUAAAAUUGCUUAGUUGUGUAAUUUUAGCGGGGAUUUUUGUAUUGACAGGGUUUCUAUGCAUUUUUGAAAAUCUGUUUGCUGUUCUGUGUUGAAAUAAUUGGAAAUAUUUUUAAAACGUGUAUUCCCGCAUUUCCCAUGGUUGAUCCCUUCACAACCAUUCCUUUCGAAAAUUUUAAUUAACCCCAUACAUUAAUUUUUGCCCCAUAACUAUUUGCGUUAAGUCGAUGUAAGGAGUUACAGCAUGAGUAUGUAGCUGUAAGGGAAUAAUCCCAGUAACGUAGCUUAAUUACGGAGAGACUUUUUUGAGAAGGGCAGCAUGUAGUGUUUCGGUUGCACUUAAAAGACCAAGUUUGCAAAUCAAGUUCUUGCUGUACCUCACUCGUUUGUUUUUAAUUACUGUUAUUUUUCCAUCCUGUGGUGUUUACACAAGCGUUAUUAAAUAUGCGCUGUUUUAUGCAGUAUGCAAUUCUCCUUCGUUUUGCUGGGAUAAAACUGAUGUUAAUGGAUAGGAAUAAGUUCUGAAUGUGUAUGUACCUGAUGGAUAUGGUGUGAGCUUGGGGGCGGGAGGAGGCAAAAGUAGAUCCAUCAGUAUGUUUUUUCAUUGAAACUAAAGUAAUUAAACUUAUAAUGGAGUUGUAAGUAAUGUUAGUGUAUUAACGUGGGGGGAGGGUAGGGGAUGAACGAGGGAUUUGAGGGUCUGUGGGCAAAAAUACCUGUUGAGUUGCACUAUGGUGUUUGUGCAAUUGCCUUGGCUGCCUAUGCAAAUCUAGCCUGAGUUGGACACAUCAGACCCUCCCAUUAGUGCUCUGAUUUUACUUUCUUUUCUCGAGGUGUGAUUGUAAGGCUCGCUAAGUAGGAACUUCCCAGGAAUGUUUGUCAUCUGAUGCCUCCAUUCUGUCAUUCUCAAUGUGUGUUUUGAUUUUUGCUCACUUUAGUUUAAUACGGGAUCCCACAUUGCUCAUAGGUGAGCAUAAGCGCAAGCUUCUGGGCAUAGUUGCAAACAAACACUGCACGCUACUGUAUAUUUUCAUAAUUGAAAAAAAAAUGUGCAAUUUUGAUGGCACUUUGACUAUUGCUGAAACACUGGGUCUUGAAAUGGAACAAACUCAGCAAUUGAAAACACUCUGUGUCUAUAUUAGAUGUCAUGAAAAUGAAGAAAAAGGCAGCUGCUCAAAUUGUACCCACUGAUAAUUCGGCAUUGAUUUUGGUUUUUUAAGAGAUCUAUGAUUUGUUCUUACAGAAAACAAACAAAUAAUAAAAAAAAAGCAUGUUUAUUGAUUUGCCUUAGUUGCCAUAAAUUGCCCAUUGCAGAGUCUGGUCCACCUCCACCCGUUUAUUUUCAUGGAGUGGUCUCACAUAAAGCUGUAACAGCAAAGCAGAAAGCUGUUUGGUUACACACCCGUAACAUGACUUGCAGAAUUGCUUUGUGGCUCAAACAUACAAAAAAGGGACGUGAGAAUUUUCCUGGAUUAAGUAGCACUCGCUUUGUUUACGUGUUCAGUAUAAUGUUGGGUGACUAAAGGGAGGCUCCCUUUUUAAAGUUUGAAUUGUGCUUUGGAGACUUAGUGGCCACUGUGCAAAUUGUGCUGUAAUAUUGUACCAAGGAUCAGUGGAAGUGUUUUAUCUUUUUUAAUGUCGUUUGUAUUUGACCGGGUUUUAUAAAUGUAAGAAAACAGAGUGCUGUAUUUUGAUCUGAAAUUUGCGUAUGGUAAAGUAACUUUGCUUUAUGUAUUGGAGGUUUGUUCAGAACUUGAAUUAUUUUAUAGAAGGGUACAGACCAAAAUUAAUUGUCUUAAAGGUGUUUAAUAAACUAACCAAAUAAAACAGUGAUGGUUUGAAAAACU